Molecule: messenger RNA, 1445 nt
Organism: Phragmites australis (common reed)
Lineage: Eukaryota; Viridiplantae; Streptophyta; Magnoliopsida; Poales; Poaceae
Product: sphinganine C4-monooxygenase 1-like
Exons: 2
Coding region: 318-1094 (258 amino acids)
Biological process (GO): lipid biosynthetic process
Molecular function (GO): iron ion binding; oxidoreductase activity
Source: RefSeq, a predicted model, not a curated record
GCUAUGUGCGACAGCCCUGUCCGCCCGGCCGGGUUCGUCGCAACCGACCCCUCCUUCGCAUUGCAACCAACGCCCAUCCGUCCGCCCGUCUCCUCGUGUUCUGACCGACGGCGACAGCCGCGCUCACCAACCUCCACCAGAAUCCAACCUCUCUUUCUCCUCCUCCCUUCCCGUUGGAGAGAUCCGGGGGUUGGGGUCGCCUGGUAAUCAAUCCAUUGGUAUCCAUUUCACCCGUAAUCUCGCCUCCUAACCCGACCGCCGGGAGCCGCAGCGGCGCCGGAGGGCGGCUCGGAGGGGGUGUCCUUUUUCCUGGGACGAUGGGGAUUGGGGGUGUGUCGGACGAGCUGCUGGGCACGUUCGUGCCGAUCGCGGUGUACUGGCUCUACUCGGGGAUGUACGUGGUGCUGGACGGGGUGGAGCGGCUCGACGGGUACCGGUUGCACACCAGGGAGGAGGCCGCCGCCAAGAAUGCCGUCUCCAGGGCCGCCGUCGUCAGGGGCGUCCUCGUCCAGCAGGCCUUCCAGGUCGCCGUCUCGCUCACCCUCUUCGCGGUUAUUGGUGAUGAGAGUGGUACUAGACAGAAGCAACCUUCUGCUCCUGUGAUAGUGUUGCAGUUUAUAGUUGCAAUGCUUGUUAUGGACACAUGGCAGUACUUCAUGCACCGAUACAUGCACAGCAACAAAUUUCUGUAUAAGCACAUCCAUUCCAAGCACCACACUCUUGUCGUCCCUUAUUCCUUUGGAGCUCUUUACAAUCAUCCUCUUGAGGGCCUUAUUUUGGACACUAUUGGUGGUGCUCUCUCAUUCCUCUUCUCCGGUAUGACUCCACGGACAUCCAUAUUCUUUUUCUCCUUCGCAACCAUAAAAACGGUGGAUGAUCAUUGUGGACUGUGGCUCCCUGGUAACAUCCUUCAUGCGCUGUUCAACAACAACAGUGCUUAUCAUGACAUUCACCAUCAGCUCUAUGGCAACAAGUACAACUUUUCACAACCCUUCUUUGUUAUGUGGGACAAGAUACUCGGAACUUACAUGCCCUACUCUAUCGAGCAAAGGAAGGGGGGAGGGAUCGAAUCACGGCCAGUUAAACUCGACUAAGCAGAGGAAGCCAAGACUGAUUGAUUUGUAGUACAUGCAUAGUUUCUGAUUCUUGUUUUGACUGGUCCAAUACUCAAGCCUUGUGGCACUGCUGACUACGCAAAUGAUGUACAACUCUCAUCCUGGUUCAUAACUUCAUACAGUGAGUUUUUUUUUUUUUUGGUUUACCUUCUUUUUUUGUUUUUGUGGAUUUCCAUCUUGUAACAAGCUAUAGUGAGUAAAGUAUUGUAAUGUAUCAAAGAAUACUCGGGAUCCACUUGGAUUUGUCCGGUGGAUCGAUCUGUACUUCCCUCCAUCCACCUGUUGUUGACAAAGAAAGUUGAUAUUUGCACUUUGUACAGCUUUUGCUCA